AUGGCGUUCUAUAGUCUUGGCCUUCUUACAGCCUUCCUCCUGGGCCCUGUCUCAGCAGGUUCUUCCUCUGCUGCUGUGGCUAGCAGUAGCAGCAGCCAUGUCGACAUCCAUCUCCCUUCGACCUGCUAUUCAAGGCUGGGGACGACAUCUGUGCUUUCUGUCCCGACAACCACGACCACCUCCACCAUCCAUGACCCGAAUCCUGUUGUUGUCUAUAUCACUACUCAGGAUACCGUCACAGCGACGCCAGCCACCUCAACCGCGAUCGUUACCGUCUAUGAGACCUCGACUGUCACUUCGACUGCCAGCACGGUUACCGAUACGUUCUCAACCACCUCGACGGAAUACGAUACAACAACCCUGACCGUCACCCCAGCUGCCAUUACCAGUACGAUUACAAGCGGGGUCUCGGUCACUGCCACCAGAACCGUGACAUUCGCAACGUCAUCUGGCUUCACGCCUAUUGUCGACACCCUGACUGCCCCGACAGCUGCCAAGCGGUCCCUCUCUGAUGGCGACGAUGAGGAGACUUGUGUCCCCUGGCUUGAUGACUAUAAAUAUGCCACUGCGGUUGACUGUGUGGUUCGAGUCACUGCCCACACUACCACAACCUCGAUCGUCACUGCUACGCCAACUACGACAACUGCAGCCACACCGAUCACAACCAGUACCACCACAGCGACGAUUACCAGCAGCUCGAUCGUUGUCCCUGCCGAUGUUUCAACUACAUCAAGCUACAGCACCACCUCAACCCUUACCGCGACCAUCUCCGCUGCAGCGGUGACGAGCACGGUGACGGCCACCACAACCACCGUAAUUGUGACCACCACGCAGGAAUAUGAGGCCUGCGCGACUAACAACAUCGCCGGAGCCCCGCUGUCUGCCGAGUUUGGCUCCCUGGCUGGCGAGUACAUCAAUUACUUCGACUACAGUGACAUCAGCGUGUCAACCAUUUCGUCUGUGACUGAUCUGCCAACUGCGUACGACUGCUGCGUCGCCUGUAUCGAGGACUCUACCUGUGCUGUAGCCAUCUUUGAAGAUGUUUCUUCCUCCGUCCAGUACUGCUUUAAAGUUGAGACCAGUACUUGCUCAACGUCAAAUACUAUCGCCGCGUCUCUGUCAUCUGUACCGGAGACAUUCUCCAUGUCGAAUGGUAACUGUGGCGUCGUUGAGGAGGGGUAG
Penicilliopsis zonata CBS 506.65 is the source of this 1182-nucleotide messenger RNA. RefSeq lists its product as hypothetical. The record is from RefSeq and is a predicted model, not a curated record. NCBI's taxonomy places the organism in Eukaryota, Fungi, Ascomycota, Eurotiomycetes, Eurotiales, Aspergillaceae. The transcript has a single exon. Bases 1 to 1182 code for a protein of 393 amino acids.